UUUCUCUCUAUCUCUCCUGUUUGGUAUAGAAGUAAACAAAAAUUCGAUUAUAUUACAUAAAAAGACAAUCUCUCACUGCUCGAGCACAAAAAACAGUAGCACGAAAAAAUACGAAAAAUUUCCGUUUUUUAUUUAUUUCAAUUCAAUAUAUUUUUGGUUUCUUGUCCUAAAUUUGGCGCGCAAAUAAUUAUUAUCCUUUUCCUUAAGUCAUUGGCUAAAAUAAGAACAAUAACAAAAUAUAAUGGACAACAGUAAUAGCAAUGGCAGCAGCAGCAGCAGCAGCAGCAGCAGCAGCAAUCCAAAUCAAGCGAAGCCUCUAAAUUUAUUAAGUAAAACAUUGCCCUUAACGGCGGCCACUCCGCCCCAGUUGCGGGCUCGUCGUCAAUUUAGUUUCAAUGGCAUGCACUUUGAGACGAACGGCCUCCAUAGGAUUAAGGGAGGAGGUGGAGCUGCCGCUGGCCUAACAGUCAGACCGGAUGCCAACCAGUCUUCGGGAGUUCUUCAUUAUCAGAAUCAGCACCAGCAGAAUUAUCAUACUUAUAAUCAUCCCCAUCAUCAUCAGCAGCAGCAGCAGCAGCAGCAGCAGCCCCAGCCCCAGCCGCAGCUACCACGAAGCGAGGAUAAUGGUGACGGAGAGAAAAUGUUACAUACGUCAAGGAUUAGUUUGGGUGAUCGGGCAUCGCAAAUGAGCACAUUUCGUAAAAGGAUGCAACGUAUGCCAUGGCACAAGACCGAUGCAAUAGGAGACAGGGCAGGCGGUGGCGAGCGUCCGUCAAAUUUUGUGCCCGGUAGACGCUUCGCUCCAUCUCCAUCUGAAACGUUUCCCAUAUGUGAGAGGGAUGAUGGAAAUCGUCAGGACAACAGCAAGCUUGAUAAUUAUUAUAAUACCAACGAGAAUGAGCAGGAGGAAGAAGCAGCAACGGCAGCAAAUUCAAGAAUCAUCUCCCAUGGCGGCAGCAGUUAUCGUAGAGGAGCUAUCGGGGAUGGCAACUCUGCGCCAAGAUUUGUUCUGAAUCAGUCUAUGUUGGCACGUGGAGCUGGUGGUUUGGGCACCACAUUGCACUAUUCAAAAAUGGAUUAUAUAACGCUUAUCGGUUUCCUGCUUGGCUGCAUAAUGUCCAAUAUUCUAUUCUUUCUAUGCUGGUACUUUAGCUGGCUAAAAUGUCAGGUUAUCAAAUUGCGUAAACAUUUCCUUGGCCAUGCCAAUCUCUGGGAUUUCUUUGACUUUGAGGACACAACACGCUAUUCGAUGCAAACCAAAUUGAUAUUAGCCCCCAUAAUUGUUGCAUGCAGUUUGCUAUAUUGUGUGGUCAAUGUCCUUCAUCUGAUGUUCAAGUUGGUGCGUGCCGAUGUUCCGCGCACAGUGGUCGAUGUCGUCCAACGUGUGGCCAACAGUGGUCUCCUGAGCAAUGGUGGCCGCUAUCGUUGGUCCUAGAGAAAUGACGCCCCAAAAUUAAGUUUCACAUGUAUAUUCUGAAUUCUCUUGGCAUUGUAAUAAACUAACAUCUAAUUGGAUCUAAUGAACAAGAAAA
Molecule: messenger RNA, 1532 nt
Organism: Drosophila willistoni
Lineage: Eukaryota; Metazoa; Arthropoda; Insecta; Diptera; Drosophilidae
Exons: 1
Coding region: 242-1435 (397 amino acids)
Source: RefSeq, a predicted model, not a curated record